Messenger RNA from Arvicanthis niloticus (Nile rat), 717 nucleotides. NCBI's taxonomy places the organism in Eukaryota, Metazoa, Chordata, Mammalia, Rodentia, Muridae. The record is from RefSeq and is a predicted model, not a curated record.
AUGGCCGCCUCCACCAUGUCCGUCUGCUCUGAUGCUUGCACCAACGCCUCCUGGCAGGUGGAUGACUGCCCAGAGAGCUGCUGUGAGCCUUCCUGCUCCCCCUGCCUGACCCUUGUCUGCACCCCAGUGAGCUGUGUGUCCAGCCCCUGCUGCCAAUCUUCCUGCUGCACACCCUCAUGCUGCCAGCAGUCUAGCUGCCAGCCAACUUGCUGCACCUGCUCCCCCUGCUCUGUGACCCUUUGCUGCAAGCCUGUGUGCUGCACACCCAUCUGCUCUGGAUCAUGCUGCCAGCAGUCUAGCUGCCAAUCCUCCUGCUGCCAGCCCUCCUGCUGUGUGCCUGUCUGCUGCAAGCCUGUGUGCUGCACACCCAUCUGCUCUGGCUCCUCCUCCUGCUGCCAGCCCUCCUGCUGUGCUCCUGUGUGCUGCAAGCCCUGCUCCAGUGUGUCCCUGCUGUGCCGCCCUGUGUGCAGACCUGCCUGCUGUGUGCCCAGCUCCUCCUGCUGUGCCUCCUCCUGCCAGCCCAGCUGCUGUGGCCCAUCCUCCAGUGUGUCCCUGCUGUGCCGCCCUGUGUGCAGACCUGCUUGCUGUGUGCCCAGCUCCUCCUGCUGUGCCUCAUCCUGCCAGCCCAGCUGCUGUGGCCCAUCCUCCAGUGUGUCCCUGCUGUGCCGCCCUGCCUGCUCCAGACAGGCCUGCUCUGGCCAGAAGUCCAGCUGCUGA